AUUAUAUAAUUGUAAAACAGUCAAAUCAGUUAAAAUUGUCAAAUAUCAUAGUUGUUUAAAUUGUGCUAAAUUGUGCGACAAUUACGAGAAUGGAUUUUAUUUCUUUGAUACUAUGUACCUUGUUUGUUAUUUUAAUAAUUCCCGUAAUUAUAUUAACGUAUCAUCAAUAUAUUCUUCGACGAAAACUCAAGAACAUUCCUCAAUAUGGCAGAUUUCCUUUUGGUGUAGUAUUUGAAGUAAUGAAACUGACAAAUUAUGAACUCGUACAAUGGUAUUUACAACGUGCGGUACAAUUUAAAGAAGGAAUUUUUAUACACUGGGUUACCAUAUUUCCAUUCAUUAAUCUUUAUAAACCUGAAUUAUUAGAAAUUAUUAUGACCAGUACUGUAAAUAUCGAGAAAGGACAUCCAUAUCAAUUGUUGGAAUCUUGGUUAGGCAAAGGACUUUUGACUUCUACAGGAAAACAAUGGUUCCAUGAUAGAAAAUUGAUCGGGGCAACAUUUCACUUUAGUAUAUUGGACCAAUUUGCUGUGGUUAUGUACGAAAAAGCAAAGAUCUUGAUAAAAUGUUUGGAGAAAGAGAUAGCAAAGAAUCCAGGGAUGGCCAUCAAUAUUUAUCCGUUUAUUAACAAUGCUGCGCUUGACGUUAUAUGUGAAACGGCAAUGGGUGUGAAUAUACAUGCUCAAGAAGAUGAAACCAAAUAUACCGCAGUAAUACAUAGAGUUUCUAAAUUAGUAGCAAAGCGAUUAAUUGAACCGUGGCUAUGGCCAGAUUGGUUGUAUAACUUAAUCUCUGAAGGAAUAGAAUAUAAAUCAAUGGUUAAUAAACUACAUAAAUUUACGAGAGAGAUAAUACAUAAGAAAAAGAUUAUUCGACAAUCACAAAACGAUUCUACUAAAGCGGAAAAUGAAAAUGAUGAACUUGAUAUAGGUAAACUGGAGAAGAAAGCUUUUCUGGAUCUAUUACUAGAUCAAAAUGAAAAGGACGAAAUUCCAUUAACCGAUGAUGAAUUGAGGGCACAAGUUGACACAUUCAUGUUCGAGGGUCACGAUACAACUGCGGUUGCCAUAACCUGGGCACUCUUUCUUUUGGGCAAUAAUUUAGAGCACCAAAAUAAAGUUCAUGAAGAACUCAAGGAAGUUUUCAAGGAUUCAGAGACACCAGCCAACAUAAAAGAACUGUCGCAAUUAAAGUACCUCGAUAGAGUCAUAAAAGAAGCGCUCAGAUUAUUCCCAAGUGUACCUGCUAUCACAAGAAAAUUAUCGGAAGAUGUAAAAAUAGGUGAUUAUACGUUCCCAAAAGGUAUUACAGUUGUACUGGCAAUUGCAACAGUGCAUAGAAAUCCGGAGGUAUGGUCAGAUCCAUUAAAGUUCGAUCCAGAUCGUUUUCUUCCGGAAAAUUCGAAACAUAGAAAUCCAUAUGCUUACAUUCCAUUUAGUGCUGGACCCAGAAAUUGUAUUGGCCAGAAAUUUGCUUUACUCGAAGAGAAAAUGAUGUUAACAGCUAUUCUGAGAAAGUGGAGAGUGGAAAGUGUAAAAGAAUUAAUUGAAUUCGAGGCCACUCUUAUUUUGCGACCAACCGAGAAGAUAUUCAUCCAUUUUACGCCAAAGAAAUAAUUAAUUUACCAACAAAUGUUUAUUUCUUCUUAUUGUGUGCAAUCUUUAUAAUCUUUUUCGAUUAUGGAAUUUUUAAAUCGUUAUUCUUGUUACAAAUAUAGCAUCUACUACUAUUGUAUGUUAUAUAUUAAUAUAUAAUGAUUCAGAGUGAUAUGAGAUGUACGUUUGAAUAUCACCGGUGAAUAACAUCGGUGAGGAAAGAAGGUCGAAACCCCGAAAUAUCUCGAAAAAUAUAAGUUUUAUAGAAAAUUGUUUCAGAUAACUGUUGUAGGGUUUAAAAAGAUUUAUUUACUGAUCUUAUCAGUUUGACUUUGGGCGAUGUCGUCAAGGUUACCUUGAAUAUUUUAAAUGGAACCCCAUAUUUUUUAUUACAUAUACUUUUAUUACAUAUAUCUUAUAGCUCUUCUUCAGGGAUUUUCCAAACACUAAUAAUUUUAUUCACUUUAAAUAAACGUUUCAAAAUUACCGAGCUUUUUGUGUUAAAAUGUCUAGAUCAUAAAGAGAGAGUGAUUAGAAGAUCCAGCCUAUGAAGACAAGAUCGGCAAGAUCGGAAGAUGAAUCAAUAAAGGCAAAAUUAUUGCGAUUUAGACAUCAUAAGCAAAAUUGAUUUUUCAGCAAAAAUAAGACUGUUGAGCAUUCACAUUAUUAAAGGUUUUAUAGUUUUAAAUGUUCGAACUGCACACCAUUUACUGUUUGACAAUGUGCAAUACAUUCAUAAAAAUUGGUCACAAUAAUCCUAAUAUAAUAAUCAUAUUCCGAUCAAUUAAAACAGCUUCUUCAAGAAUACAAUUGCAAAGAUCGUCCAGAUUAUUUGGUUGUAUCCUAUACAUCCUGCUCUUAAGAUAACCCCACAAGAAGAAGUUAAGCGGCGUUAAAUCUGGCGAUCUAAGUGACCAUUCAAUUUCUCACCUUCUCCCUAUUCAUCAGUUAGGGAAUUGUGUCUAAAUAAGCACGUAUAAUGUGGUGGAGCACCAUCUUGCUGAUACCAUGUCUCAACAAAAUUUUUACCUGCGAUCUGUCUAAUUGUCGGGAAUAUCUGAUCUCUUAAUAUUGCUUUCUCUGCUGUCAAAUCACCAUGAAUAAAGAAUGACCCAAUUAAUGUAUCGUUCGGAAUACGUACCCAGACAUUUAAUUUUUGUGGAUAUUGAGUAUAGCUUUCCAUCAUCCAAUGAGGAUUAUUAUCAAUAUCUGUAGUUGUGUUUCUGUUAACUUGACUGUUUAAUUCAAAAGUUGCUUUAUGAGAAAAAACCUAACCUAACGAUAUUAAACAGGAAAUUAGGAUCAAUUCUCCCCAUUAUUAAAUCGCAAAAUUCUAGACGACGCUCAGGAUCAUUAUCGUUAAUUAGCGAUCUCGAUCUUUUUGACUUAAGAAAUGUAGGCGCGCGGCGAAGCAGUGUGUGGAGGAGUAGUGAAUGCAGGAAAGACUUUUCACUCCUUUCCCACCAAUUGUGAGAUACAAUUAAAACUGUAAUACAAAAAAUAAAAUAUAUUAAAAUACAUUAUCAA
This is a messenger RNA of Camponotus floridanus (Florida carpenter ant), 3122 nucleotides long. Its product is annotated as cytochrome P450 4C1. The transcript has 11 exons. Gene Ontology annotation, molecular function: monooxygenase activity; iron ion binding; heme binding. Bases 90 to 1616 code for a protein of 508 amino acids. NCBI's taxonomy places the organism in Eukaryota, Metazoa, Arthropoda, Insecta, Hymenoptera, Formicidae. The record is from RefSeq and is a predicted model, not a curated record.